Molecule: messenger RNA, 9566 nt
Organism: Anneissia japonica
Lineage: Eukaryota; Metazoa; Echinodermata; Crinoidea; Comatulida; Comatulidae
Product: myosin light chain kinase, smooth muscle-like
Exons: 23
Coding region: 96-8192 (2698 amino acids)
Biological process (GO): protein phosphorylation
Molecular function (GO): protein kinase activity; ATP binding; protein binding
Source: RefSeq, a predicted model, not a curated record
GACAAUAAUAUGCUUUCAGUGUAUCCGGUGGUGAAUUAUUUGAACGAAUCAUCGCCGACGAUUUUGAAUUUUGCGAAAGUGAUGCUGUAAUAUUCAUGCGGCAAAUUUGUCUCGGGGUUCAGCAUAUGCACAAACUGAACAUUGUACAUCUUGAUUUAAAGCCAGAGAAUAUAAUGUGCGUGGAUAAACACAGUAAUCGAAUCAAACUUAUCGACUUCGGUUUAGCUAGGAAGUUAUUACCUGGAGAUUCGAUGAAAGUGAUGUUUGGAACACCAGAAUUCGUUGCUCCUGAAGUAAUCAACUAUGAUUCCAUUGACACUGCUACGGAUAUGUGGAGUGUAGGGGUUAUUUGUUAUAUUCUGCUAAGUGGUUUGUCCCCAUUUCUUGGUGACUCUGACGUGGAUACACUAAAUAACGUGACAAGGGCGGAUUGGGACUUCGACGACCCGGCCUUUGAUACUGUUUCUGAAGACGCUAAAGCAUUCAUCGAAGAAUUAUUGGUGAAACUUCAAAGGAAACGGCAUAGUGCCAACCAAUGCCUAGAACACAAAUGGCUAGCAGGCGACACGAGACAAAGACAAACUAACCGACUUUGUACUACAAAGCUGAAACGAUAUGUUGCUAAACGAAGAUGGCAGAAAACAGCAAUCGCUUUGCGAGCGAUUCAUCGAAUGAAUGUCCUGAUGAUGUUUGGGAGCAGACUUUCCACUGAAUCAAAGUUUUCACACACACCUACAGUAAGUCAACUUACCAAAUUUAACACGACUGAGAAGCAGAGUUUAAAUGUCAACUCUCCAGUUAGCAAAACUUGUACCACUCGGCUAAAGCGAAAAAAUAGCAUUGUCGAGGAAGUCAUACAAAAAUUUGAGAUGAAUAACAAUAUUCAAGUUGAUGACGUAUGCUAUGUUAAAAAGGAGAAAACAAUUUCACAUGAAAAAUCUCCGAAUAUGGCCGAGACAAUACAAACAUCGUUCAAGUAUCAGUCAACGCCAAUCUUGCUCGACAUUCUAAAAGACAGUAGUGUUUGCAAAGGGGGUAGAGCAACAUUUAAUUGCAAAGUGAAGAGUUAUCCGCUUGCUGAUAUCUCUUGGUUUAAAAACGGCAAACCAAUUGAAGAAAACAUUCGUUUUAAGAUCGAGUUCGAUAAUAUUUGCCAGUAUUCUUUGACCGUCAGUGAUGUGAAUGAUAGUGAUUUUGGUGAAUACUCAAUGGAAGCAAGAAAUAAACUAGGCCAGUGCAAAAGUUCGGCUAAACUGCUUGAAGAAAAAUUAUCGGAUGAAAGUGGAGGAAAUUUUAGUAACGAACAACUGAGAUUGCAGGAAUUUUCAGCAGACAAAAAGCAAAGUUUGACUGGCGCUUGUGCUGAGACUGAAGGGCACUCCACAUCCAUUACCGGCACCUUACACAUACACGAAGGCAUAUCACCCACAAAUGAUCAGCAAGCUUUUAUUUAUACAUAUAAAUCAACCAACACUGACAACUGUGGUAUUUUAGUCGGUGAUGAUUGUGGAUCGAACUUUGAAAAGAACAGGUCUACAUCGAGGAAAAAUUUUUUCUCAGCAUCUAAUCAAUUACCAGCUACUGACGAUACUAAAGGUACCCAAUCACCAUCAUCGAACUUUCCCUCAAAAAAUUUAGUCGCAUCUAUAACUGAAAAAUCCCUUGUAUCACAGUGGAAAGCCUCGACUGCUAAAUCGAAAUCACGCCGCUAUCAGGUUUCAGCAGGCAGGCAAAUCCCAGGUAGACUAUCAACAAAUAUAGUUCGAAAAUUUUCGGCUAUAGAAGCUGAAAACAAACAAACAAAUACGAAGGAUAAUAAGUCCUUGAAAAAACUAGAUAGUGAAAAGAAAAGCCAUACAUCUAGAAUACCAGUCACUCAGAUUACGCGAGUAAAGCCCGCAGAUUUGAAUGGAAUACAGACAGCUUCAACCAAGUUAUCAAGUGUUUCUUCAAACAGAUCAUUACCCGUUCCGUGUGUUCAAUCUGCGUCGUCGAAGGAAACAAUAACCAACAAGGAACAGACAAUACCACACAGCAGAAGAUCAUCAAUUAAAAGUCCCAGCCAGAGGUUAUCGUGUGGCCAAGUUGGUGAGAUUUCUUCAAAACUUGAAGAAAAGCCAAUUAAGGACAAAUCAGCACAUAAGGUCCAAAGGAAAACGAUUAAAACAAACAAAGACAUAUAUGAAUUGUCAAAAAGAUUUUCAUCUGCAGACCGAAGCAAGGACAAAGGGAGUGCGGGGUAUUUGAAAUCUGAAGAAAAGAGUAGGCCUAGUACUGAAACAACCAAUUCAACACCAAAGAUAACACGGCACAUAAACAAAUCAAAAGCUGGUGUAGAAUCAAGGAAAACACGUAUUCCAACUCCUCGGUCUAGGAUUCAAACUCCUCCAUCUGGACAGGAUAAAAUUUCUAGGGCCAUAAAGAAGGACGAACAGCCUGUGCCAUCUACUGUUUGUUCAAGCAAACUAAAUUCUCUGGGAGAAGCCUCAUUAAAAGAUACACUUAAAUCAAAGAAAACAGACACAACAACUAAGCAAACUCUUGGAAAAAAGGUUUCAUUGUCCCCGAAGUCAAACAUAGCGUUUGCAACUAGAAAGCUUCAGGAAUCAAAGAAAAUGGCUAAAAGAACUGUAACAGCUAUUGAUAUAUCUUCCGGGCGUAAAGGAAUUGGAGCACUUGCCGCCAAGUUCGAAACUAAGAGUAAGAUUGAUACUCCUUCGAUAUCUAAUAAACCUAUCAGAAAUGAACCAUCGUUCGCUUCCAGGUUUAAUGAAAGAGUAAAUGAUGAUAAAAAUAGGAAUGAUAUAAAAUCAAAAGGCGUUUUAAAUUCUCGUGUGAAUAAGUCACUAAAGCCGCCUGCAUUUGGGGUUAGACCAAAACAAGAGUCGAGCCGAGUUGGGGGGAAGGCCGCAUUUCAUUGCACUGCGUUUGGAAUGAGCAAACCUGAUGUGACAUGGAUUUUCAAUGGGAACGUGCUGGAAAAUUCAAAGCGACACAAGAUACACGUUGACAAGGGUAUUUAUUACCUAGAGAUAGUUGAUCUUGUACCGGAAGAUGGUGGGACAUAUAUUUGUAAGAUGGAGAAUGCUGCUGGAAGCGUUGAGGCAUCGGUAGAAUUGACUGUCAGAGACAACCAGAAACGACGUGAAUUUCAAAAUGGAUUUACGACAGACUCCGCUUCAAACACCAACUCCAAGAGUGUGUCUAUCUCUUCAUCGAGCAAAUUAAACGCCUUCAAAAAGUUUAACGACCUUUGCAAAACAAACGACCAACCUUCUAACAAUGCUUUGCAGAAGUCAAUGGAAGUUGUGAAAUCAGUCGAUACAAAGAAAUCGACGAAUUCAAUCAAAAUAUCUAGCACUGUAAAGCAGAAGGACGCACAAAAUACCACCAAAUUGCAGACAAAUACCUUUAAACUCGAACUUAAGAAGGAACAAACAAGUGCUAAGCUUAAAACAGAUGAUCAUGUUGACUCGUCGGCGACGAAAGCUGCUGUGAAGGUGGAAACAACCACACCUAAGCGAACUUCGAUACCUGUAAUGCCUAAGAUCCAGCAACCGCCAAACUUCACCUCUCGUCCAAAGUCACAAACGAUUAAAAAAUCAAAAUCAGCCAGGUUCACAUGUCUUGUUGCUGGCGACCCGUUUCCUGAGAUCAACUGGUUUAAGGAUGGAACACCAUUACCAUCUGACCUCAGAUACAAGAUACUGGAAACAGAAGGAGAACAUAUUUUACAGAUAGAUGAUGCUAUGCAGUGUGAUGCUGGUCGAUAUUCGUGUGUUCUGAUAAACUCGGCUGGCAAGGCCACUGCAAGCUGUCAGCUAACGGUACAAGAUGAUCCACCGGUGUCACCAAAAGUAGAAGCACAAUUCCCACCAAAGUUUCUACGACAAUUAUCCGAUUUAAAAUGUAAGGAUGCUGAAUCGGUGAGGUUUGAGUGCCGUGUGUCGGGGACGCCAAAGCCAAAUGUCAGUUGGUUUUUUGAAGAAAAACCCAUUACCGAAGAUGAUGUCUACGAACUAUCUUUCAAUGGAAUAGUUGCCAAGUUAACCAUCUUUGAAGUAUUCCCAGAGGAUACUGGCAAAUAUACAUGCACGCUGACUAACUCAGUCGGAACUGUUUCCUCUUCUGCCAAAUUAGAAGUUGAAGAAGGAAUUGAGAUUAAUGGGGGAGCAUCAAAUGGUUCAAGAUCGAAUAGUGUAAACUUAACGACUAUUCCAGAAAAGAUAUCAUCCUCACAAGUCAAAAUAUCCCCUAGACCUACAAAAUUAUCGGCACCGACAGCCACGACAUCUGCGCCAGAAUUCAUAAAGGAACUUAGAGAUGUCACCGUUGAUGAUGGAAGUCCGUUGACACUGACAGUUGACGUGAAAGGAUCUCCAGCGCCAACAGCAAGUUGGUUUUUUGAAGGCGAAGAUAUCAAAGAAGAAGAUGAUUUCAAAUUGGUUUCCAGCGGCAACACUCAUUCCUUAGUGAUUGGUGAUGUGUACCCAGAUGACGCUGGAGUUUAUACCUGUGUUAUUACCAACUCAGUGGGGAAAAACUCCACAUCUUGCAAGGUUCUUGUCAAUGAAUCCGGCGAUGUCGGGAUUGCUCCGCAUUUCUUACAGAAGCCUCACCAGAUGAACAUUGACGAAGGAACUGUCAUAACACUGACAUGUAAAGUAGAUGGUGAUCCAGAGCCGAACGUGUUCUGGUCUAAAGAAGGUCGUAUAAUUCAACCAAGUGAUCGUGUCCAGCUCAUCACCGAGGGAUUCUCACACAGUCUUCGAAUUCCAGCCGCCAUUGUGACGGAUACUGGAAGCUAUACAUGCAUCGCUAAAAACGAAGUUGGAGAAGAAAAAUGCACUGUAUCUGUGAUGGUUCACCAGAUUGAGGAUGAACAUACAGACUUCAGGUCACUUUUGAAGUCAAGGCCAAGACUUCGGAAAAUGGACAACACUAACCAAAAUGAAGAUGAAAGAGAAACUGAACAAUUAGAUUUCCGUCAUGUGCUCAAUAAAUCCAAAUCUGAGGAAGAAGAACCUCAAGCCCAAGCCAAAGAGGCAGAGGCAGAACAACUCGACUUCCGUCAUCUGCUCACACGGCACGUUCAAACCAAACAACAUCCAAAAUUUACCAAAGAUUUGUCUGAUGUAGUCGUCGAUGAGGGCAGUUCAGCUUUGUUGGUUUGCAAUGUAAUUGGAACGCCAUUGCCGACUAUUACCUGGAAUUUCAAAGGAAAGGAAAUAAAGGAAUCGAAGUAUUUUAGAAUGACGUAUGAAGGUAACGUCGCAAAACUUUCCAUUUCUGAAACGUUUGCCGAAGAUGAAGGCGAGUACAUCUGUAUUGCGUCGAACAGUGCUGGUUCCACAAGAUCGGUUGCUGAUCUUCGGGUCAAAGCUUGUUAUAGUGAAGAGCCAGAAUACGUUAGUAAUACAAGCACAGAUGAUAUUGGAAUUACAAAGCCAAAUUAUGAGGUUGACAGCACAUUCCAGAGUCCAAUUUCUGCAAAGAUAAAAGCACCUGUUGCGAAUGCUGUUGGUCAGAAGGUUGCUUCUUUUACACUGAAUUCAUCUGCCAAACCAUUUGGAGAAACAAGUUCUAAGAUGCCUAACGUAUCACCACCAGAAUUUAUUGAAGAAUUAUGUGAUGAGCCAAUCAUUGAAGGGAGUGCCGCCAGACUGGAAUGUCGCCUGAUCGGAGAUCCUGAGCCAGUGGUGUAUUGGUAUAAAGAUGGUAAAGAAUUGAAAGAGGGUAGAAAAUACAGUUUUGAGUUUGAUGAUGACGAUGUCAUUGCAUUGGUUAUCAAGGAAACGACAAUGCGAGACCUUGGAAAAUAUGCUUGUAAAGCCGUUAACUCGCUUGGUACUGCAGAAUGUUCAGCUCAACUCAUCAUCGAAGCGCCACCAAAGGUUGAGAAGUGCCCACGGAACUUGGUAGUCAAUGCUGGUCAAGAUAUAGAGAUAACAUGUAAAAUAUCUGGAACGCCUGAACCGGACAUUGAAUGGAAACGAGGCAAGAAGGAAAUCGUAGAAGGGGGAAGAAUCGAGACAGAAGAUGUGGAUGACAAUACAAUGCUGCUUAUUCGUAACGCUAAACAAGAAGAUAGUGGUAUAUACAAGUUAAUUUUAACCAAUGAUCUUGGCACUGAUAGCUGUACGAUUUCCGUCAGUGUUGUAGACAAACCAGAUCCACCUACAGGUAAACCAGUAGCCUCAAAUGUUAGCCGAACGUCUUUGACGCUAUCAUGGAGUGGUUCUCCCUACGAUGGAGGUAGUAUUAUUACUGGCUAUGUAGUAGAAAUGUGCAAAGCCCAAGAGGAAACUUGGAGUAGGCUUACCACGGCCAAGAGUACGUCGUACGUGGUUAGAGGUCUUGUUCCUGAAUCAAAGUAUAAUUUCAGAGUCAGGUCUGAAAAUGCUUAUGGAGUAAGUGACCCUGGAUUGACAUCUGAUCCUGUCCGUACAACUGAAACUAAAGUUCAGAAGGAGGCAAAAGCAGCCGACUCGGGAGAUGAAGGUGACUGCACAUUUGAAUCGAGACAUGUAGUUGUGAAGUCAGGUGAUAUUAAGAAAUACUACGAUAUUCAAGAGCAAGUUGGCAAAGGUCGAUUUGGAAUAGUUCAUAAAUGUAUGGAGAAAGCAACCGGGAAGAUGUGGGCUGCAAAAUUCAUCAAGACAAAAGCAUCAGAGAAAGACGCUGUUAAAGCAGAGAUCGAAAUUAUGAACCAGUUAAAACACCCAAAGCUUAUUCAAUGUGUUGAUGCAUUUGAAACAACACGCGAAAUCAUUAUGGUUUUAGAAUUUGUCCGCGGCGGAGAGUUAUUUGAACGGGUAAUCGAUGACGACUUUAUUCUAACUGAAAAGGAUGUAAUAAUAUUCAUGCGUCAGAUAUGUUCUGGAGUAAGGCACAUGCAUUCGCAGAAUAUUCUGCACCUUGACUUAAAACCAGAAAAUAUCCUCUGUACUGAUACCACAGGCAACACAAUCAAACUUAUUGAUUUCGGAUUGGCACGAAAAUUCGACCCACAGCAGUCGGUGAAAGUGAUGUUCGGAACCCCUGAAUUUGUGGCCCCGGAAGUUGUUAAUUAUGAGAAAAUUGGAUAUAAAACAGAUAUGUGGAGUGUUGGCGUUAUUUGUUAUAUCCUUUUGAGUGGACUUUCUCCUUUCAUGGGAGAUAACGACGCAGAAACACUGAGCGCAGUUACCAUGGCAGAAUGGGAUUUUGAUGAUGAAUCAUUUGAUGAAAUUUCAGAUGAAGCUAGAGACUUCAUUGAAAAACUACUUUUAAAGAAUAAAGAUAAACGAAUGUCUGCAGCUGAUGGAUUGGAACAUAAGUGGCUAACGAAAGACACAAAAACCAUGAAGACCACGAAGAUCUCCACGGAUAAACUAAAGAAGUUCGUCGCCAGGAGAAGAUGGCAGAAAACCGCUAAUGCCGUAAGAGCCAUAUCACGUAUGGCUUCACUUUCUAUGUUCGGUACGCGUAAUCGAUUGUCCAGUCAGGAAGACUCCACCAGCGGCGGAAUAACUCCAUUCUCUAGCAUUUUAAAAAGUAAGCGUGAAGCUUCAAAUAUCAACAAGUUGAAUAAUAGUAACGACACCCAUGUCGACAUUAACUUAAAUGAAACCAGUAACAAUACGAUUCCUAGCAGUUCUAGAAAUAAACGGACUGAUGAUAAAUUCGCACCUGUCAUUAAAGAUGAAAAUCCACCUCAAAAACGAUCCCCUUCUGGCGGAUUAGUGAAGAGGCUGUCAACAGAUUCGUUCUCGAAGUUCGUAAGUAAAACAUCUGAGUCACUAGUUUCCACAAAAGAUGUCAAAUCUAAAAAAACAACACAGACAAAUGAAUCAGGUAAUCAAGCCUCAGGAGGGCAGAACGUAUGGCCGCACUCCGGACAAAGAGGGUCGAAAGACGGCGUAAAGCCUAAAUUUCUUAAGAAAAUACGCAGUAGCACAGUCACAGAAGGCCAGCAGGCACAGUUCGAUUGUAUUGUGAUUGGCGAUCCUACACCGGUUGUAAAGUGGUAUCAAGACGGACUAGAAAUUCCCAAAAACGAGCGAUAUUUAGUGAAAAAUUCGAAUAAUGGCGCUUGUUCUUUGCUCAUAAUGAAUGUCGUCGAAGAUGACGACGCUGAGUACACAGUGAAAGCUAUAAACGCAAGUGGUAGCAUAAUGUGUACAGCUGAACUUGCCGUUGACCUUAAGUAAAAAAUACAGGAUUUUAUUAAUAUACUGUAUAGGUUUAUAAGCUACAUAAAAUAUAGGCCUAUAUGUAUGUAGGCCAAUAAAGGCUUAUAUAUUAUAUGCUGUACGAGACUAGACAACUGAUAUUCCAUUCAAAUUUUGUAUAGAUCAUUUUUUUCCCUUUAUAUUGUUUUAGGUGUAGUGUCGUACACGUUCUGAUUGACGCUGAUGAUUAAUUGCCUUUAAAUUGUCUGAAGAAAUGUUAUAGUUAACGUCUAUUUUACAACUUUUAUUUUAAGAGGGAUUAAUGACAAACUAGUUUUGCCAGAUAGAUAAAUUGCUAUUAAUACUUCCUUUAAACCAUUAUUUGCAUUAUAUUGUACGAUUACUCCUUAUCAUUUUGUUUAUAUCAACAAUAAUAAUAUUCGGAAGAGAUAAAUAUUGUUCUUAUGGUUUCGGAAGAAAAAUAUCAGUCAUUUCCUUUCGCAGAAUAAUUGUAAAACAUUCAUAUGGUAUGUAGGCACUUUUAUUACCAACUAAUUAUUGGUAACAACAUUUAAAGUUCUUGACAUUAUGCUUAACAAGACAGCACAAUACAAUUUAAUAUUACAUUAUAUAUUAUCUAUAGACCUAUAUACUUCCCGUAAACAUUAUAGAUUUAGAUUAGAAAAAAAAAAUAUUAUCUUACUGUUUUAUGAUAUUUAUAUUUACAUUUCAAUUUAUUUCACAAAAAACACCAAUUUACAUUUCAUUGCUUGCAACGUUUGAAUGUAGCAAAAAAAAACAGUAUUCGUAAUAUAAGCCUAACUUUGUUUGAAAAUUUAGUGUAUAAUUUUUGAGACUAUAUUGGUCGGUAGGUUAAGAUGUUAAUUAAGUAUGUAAAAACUCUAGAAGUCUGCUGGAGAUGUUGGAAAAUGUAAUAGACGUUGAUAACGGAAGGAUUUGGUCAGACUGUCAUAAUCUUCACGGUUGGGUAACAGACCCGGCUGUGUCAAUACCAUUCAUGCAUGCACUACAUGUUAACAUGUACUAAGGUUUAGUUAUUAUUUCAGCAUCGCAAGAAAAUGACAUAUUCACAGUAAGUUUUGAAGACUUUACCCUUUUAAUAACGUAAUUAAUAUAACUAGUAAAAUAUAAUAUACGGUACUGGGCAUAUGUUAAAAUGUUUUGGUUUACAAAUACAAUUAUGUUAUGUAGCGGAUAUUUAAAAUUUAAAGGAUUUGGUUAUUAAUAUGCAACCAAUGCUUUUUUAGUUAUAGUCACGCUUUUACGUUAGAUUUCUUUCAGGAUGAAGAUUAGGUAUAUGUAUUAGUGUUAACAACACUAUAAAUACGCAUGUAAUUAAUUAGCAAAGCAUUUUGGUAUAUUCAAAAUACGUAUUAAAAUACAGUCUUAAAA